This is a messenger RNA of Monosiga brevicollis MX1, 948 nucleotides long. RefSeq lists its product as uncharacterized. The coding region runs from base 1 to 948 and encodes 315 amino acids. The transcript has 4 exons. Gene Ontology annotation, molecular function: phosphatidylglycerophosphatase activity. NCBI's taxonomy places the organism in Eukaryota, Choanoflagellata, Craspedida, Salpingoecidae. The record is from RefSeq and is a predicted model, not a curated record.
AUGACCACACACCAACCCCAACCGCCCACGACAAACCCGCCGCAAACCCCCGCUCCUCCUCCUCCUCCUCCUCCUCCGCCACCGCCUAAACGAUACGAUUCCCGCCAAAAACAGAAAAAAAAAAAUGAACACACACAACACGUUUUAAGAUUGUCAGAUAAUUUGUUACAAGCAGUUCUUCAUCCCUCUCUCUCAUUUCAUUUCUCUCUCUCAUUUUGCUCUCUCUCUCUCUCUCUCUCUCAUUUUGCUCUCUCUCUCUAUUCAAUUUCUCUCUCUCUCUCUCUCUCUCUCUCUCUCUCUCUCUCUCUCUCUCUCUCUCUCUCUCUCUCUCUCUCUCUCUCUCUCUCUCUCUCUCUCUCUCUCAUUUUUUGCUCUCACUCUCUGUCGAAGAUGGUGCAGGCGUUUAAUGCCCCGGGCUUGGUGGCGUUUGCGGCAGCUGUGCUCCGCCCUGGACUGGCGCGACCCGCGUUGAGAUGUCAAUCCAUUGCCGAUGUGGCCUCGGCUGCCCCAGCCGCCGAUUAUGAUGUGUUGAUAUUUGACAAGGACAACUGCAUUACCACGCCGUAUGCCCUUGAAGCGCAUCCAAGUGUGGCGUCAGCCUGGCAGGAACUGCGACAACGACCCCGCGUCUACAUCCUCUCCAACUCGGCUGGCUCCAGCGACGACAAGGACGGCAGCGAGGCGCGUGCCGUGCAAACAGCCCUUGGUGUCCCCGUCAUUCCGCACGCAGACAAAAAGCCGAGCCUUGAAUGUUGUGCCGAGGUCAUGCGCUACUUGGGCUCGGACAUACAGCCCGACCGCAUUGCGGUGAUCGGUGAUCGUGUCUUGACGGAUAUUGUGUUUGCAAAUCGAUUGGGUGCAAAAGCCAUUCUAGUUGAGCCACUCUCCACGCGCGAACCGUGGAUUGUCCGUCAGGUGCGCCGCCUCGAGGCGGCCCUGUUUCUGUAG